GUUCUUACCCGUUCUGUCGGCCGAAGUUGCUGACGAACUAUUCAUGUGCACCUUUCAUCUAAAGGCAGGCGACCUGCAUCACACCAUCUCUGCCCUAUCUUCCAUCAUCCACCAAGGUACCCCAAGCAGUUAACGCCUUGGCCUUACUCUGAGCUUCCCUCACGUGGCCAAGCUAAGUGAUAUAUUGGUCAACAGCCCCACUUCAAUGCUCGAAACGGCGCAGACUGUCUUCCCAAGCUACCACUCCGCUUCCUAUCUCAGCGCGACGAUUGCAAGCGGCCAGCCGCUAUGUGGUAACAGGGAGGGAUGGGGCCCUUUGAGCCCUUAUAGAUGGGACUUCACACCAUGCUUUCUGGACGUUUGGGUGUUGGUGGUGUCGGUAUGGGGUCUGUUGGGUGGCGCGGGUGCGAUAUGGUACCUCUACCGUAAGAGCACGGCACAGGCAGUCAAGAAGGACUGGCACUUUUAUACAAAGCUUGCAGUAAUUGCAGUGCUGGGUGCUGCAAUAGUCGCUCAAGCCGCGCUUCAGAUCAUGGAGUAUGAUCACGGGAUUUGGUUGCGUGACUUCCGUUUCUGGACGACCGUCGUCAACCUUUUGAGCCUUGGAGUGAUCGGCUACAUCCAGUACAUCGAGCACUGGCGUUCGCGGGUACCGAAUGCGGUCGUACUCUUAUACUGGUUGUUCCUUCUCAUUGCAUAUGCGGUUAAGCUACGAUCGCUAGUGUCCCAGAGACUUCACGAGCUCAAUGUAGCAUACUUCGCCGUGUUCACCUCGAGCGUCGGCCUAGCUGCUGCGGAAUUUAUACUGGAAUGGCUGGUGCCGAAGAGCCAGUCCGUUUAUGAUGCGCUCGGAGAUCAAGAUGAGUGUCCUAUGGAUUACGCCGACAUCUUCUCUUGUCUUGCGUUUAGCUGGAUGACGCCGAUGAUGCGAUACGGAUAUAAGGAGUUCCUGACGCAAGAUGAUCUAUGGAACCUUCGCAAAGAUGACAGGUCGAGUACUACAUGGGAGACCUUCAAUGCGGCGUGGCAGUAUGAGUUGGAGAAGAAGAAGCCCAGUUUGUGGAUUGCGCUCUUCCGCUCCUUUGGCAGUCCGUACUUUGUUGGUGCUGUGAUCAAGACCGGAGCAGACGUGCUGGCAUUCGUCCAACCUCAGCUGCUUCGAUACCUCAUUGCGUUUGUGGACUCGUACCGUCCAGGGAAGACACCGCAGCCACCGAUCAAAGGUGCGGCUAUUGCCCUUGCUAUGUUCGCGGUUUCAGUCGGGCAGACGGCCUUCUUGCACCAGUACUUCCAGCGAGCUUUCGAAACUGGCAUGCGGAUCAAGGCCGCUCUCACGGCUGCGAUCUACCACAAGAGCAUGAAGCUCAGUAAUGAGGGCCGUGCUUCGAAGAGCACCGGCGACAUCGUGAACUACAUGGCUGUGGACACGCAGCGUCUACAAGAUUUAGCGCAGUAUGGACAGCAACUGUGGAGCGCUCCUUUCCAGAUUACGUUAUGCUUGAUCUCGCUCUAUCAACUGGUCGGUCUCAGCAUGUUUGCGGGUCUUGGGGCCAUGAUCCUCAUGAUCCCAAUCAACGGCUUUAUUGCGCGCAUCUCGAAGACCUUGCAGAAGCGGCAGAUGAAGAACAAGGACGCGAGAACGCGGUUGAUGACGGAGAUUCUGAACAAUAUGAAGUCAAUCAAGUUGUAUGCAUGGACGACGGCGUUCAUGAACAAGCUGAACUAUAUUCGAAACGAUCAGGAACUGCACACUCUGCGGAAGAUCGGCGCGGUGACUGCAGUAGCGAACUUCACCUGGUCCACCACGCCAUUCUUCGUUUCAUGCUCGACCUUUGCGGUCUUCGUGGCCACUCAGAACCAACCCUUGAGCACGGAGAUCGUGUUUCCGGCUCUUACGUUGUUUAACCUGCUUACCUUCCCUCUUGCGGUGCUUCCCAUGGUCAUCACGGCCAUUAUAGAGGCCAGUGUGGCCGUCAACCGGCUCACGGUCUAUUUCACAGCACCGGAACUGCAGCCCGAUGCCGUACUUCGAAGCGAUGGCGUGGGUAUGGGCGAAGAGUCCGUGCGAAUCCGCGAAGCCACGUUCACAUGGAACAAGGACGCAGAUCGAAACGUGCUGUCCGACAUCAACUUCACCGCGCACAAGGGCGAGCUUUCUUGUGUGGUAGGUCGAGUCGGUGCUGGAAAGUCUAGCUUACUCGAGACGAUGCUAGGCGAUUUGUACAAGAUCAAGGGCGAAGUGGUUGUGCGUGGCACGUCCGCCUACGUUGCUCAGUCACCGUGGGUGAUGAACGCUUCGGUUCGGGAGAAUAUCGUGUUUGGGUAUCGCUGGGAUCCGGCAUUCUAUGACCGGACGGUGAAGGCAUGCGCACUGACGGAGGACUUCGCGAGUCUGCCGGACGGCGACCAGACAGAGGUUGGUGAGCGCGGUAUUAGCUUGUCAGGCGGCCAGAAGGCUCGUGUUACGCUUGCGCGUGCUGUUUACGCAAGAGCUGACAUCUAUCUUCUCGACGAUGUCCUGAGUGCUGUGGAUCAGCAUGUCGGUCGGCAUUUGAUUGAUAAUGUUCUUGGGCCGAGGGGACUGCUCGCGGGCAAGACCCGCAUUCUUGCCACCAAUGCUAUACCGGUGCUGAUGGAGGCGCACUAUAUCGUGCUACUGCGAGACGGCCGCAUCAUCGAGCGUGGCACCUACGAACAGUUGAUCGCAAUGAAAGGCGAGAUCUCGCAGCUGAUUCGUACAGCCAACAAUGAAGAGAACAGUGAGGCUGAAGGCGAAGAGACAGGCAGUAAGAGCCCUUACAGCGAGCCCGAUACCGCAUACAGCCCGGAGGACCCUGUGGAGAGAGAAGAGGCACAAGAGGGUCUUACUGAGCUUGCGCCCAUCAAGCCCAAUGGCGGCGCACCUGCGAGAAAGUCCAGCGAGCUCACUUUAAGAAGAGCCAGUACAGCUUCAUUCAAAGGCCCAAGGGGCAAGCUGACCGAUGAAGAGGAGGCUAAGGGCCCUCUCAAAUCGAAGCAGACCCGUGAGUUUUCGGAGAAAGGGCAAGUAAAGCGGGAUGUGUACUUCGAGUAUGCGAAGGAGAGCAACUUAGCCGCUGUUUCCGUCUACCUGGUGAUGCUAGUCGGUGCUCAGACGGCUCAAAUAGGGGGCAGCGUCUGGCUCAAGAAUUGGUCCGAAGUCAACAGCAGGUACGGCGGGAACCCGAACGUUGGGAAGUACCUGGGCAUUUAUUUUGCCUUCGGCAUCGGUUCUGCGGCGCUGGUUGUGCUGCAAACGCUCAUACUGUGGAUCUUCUGCUCGAUCGAGGCCAGCAGAAAGUUGCAUGAGCGUAUGGGUGAGUUAGAUGCGUUGUUCAUGAGAAGCAGAUGCAUGCAUUUACUAAAUCUCGCAGCGUAUGCCAUCUUUCGAUCACCAAUGAUGUUCUUCGAGACGACCCCCACAGGCCGCAUAUUGAAUCGCUUCUCAAGUGACAUCUAUCGAAUUGAUGAGGUGCUCGCACGUACUUUCAACAUGCUCUUUACGAAUGCCGCACGAGCAAUGUUUACUCUCGUGGUGAUCUCUACGUCAACGCCCAUCUUCAUUGCGCUCAUCGUGCCGCUCGGAGGUCUCUAUCUGUGGAUUCAGAAGUACUAUCUCCGCACAUCCAGGGAGCUAAAGCGCCUUGACAGCGUCAGCCGCAGCCCAAUCUACGCCCACUUUCAGGAGAGCCUGAGUGGGAUCAGCACGAUACGAGCCUACAGGCAGACCGAGCGUUUCUCGAUGGAGAACGAAUGGCGGGUCGACGCUAACCUGCGCGCGUACUUCCCGUCUAUUAGUGCGAACCGAUGGCUUGCUGUCCGCCUGGAGUUAAUCGGAUCGGUCAUUAUCCUUGCUGCGGCUGGAUUUGCCAUCGCAUCCGUCACAACCGGCAGUGGAUUGUCAGCCGGCCUGGUUGGUUUAGCCAUGAGCUAUGCGCUACAGAUCACCCAGUCCUUGAACUGGAUCGUGAGGCAAACGGUGGAGGUAGAGACAAACAUAGUCUCUGUCGAGCGAGUUCUAGAGUACGCGCAUUUGCCACCGGAGGCGCCCGAGAUCAUCUCCAAGAAUCGACCGCCAAACAGUUGGCCAUCGAAAGGUGCUGUGUCUUUUAACGGCUACAGCACCAGGUACAGGCCGGGACUUGACCUGGUGCUGAAGAACGUCAAUCUCAACAUCAAGUCCCAUGAGAAGAUUGGUGUGGUUGGACGUACUGGCGCCGGUAAGAGCUCACUAACGCUGGCACUGUUCCGCAUCAUCGAGCCUGCGCAGGGGGACAUCACCAUUGACGACCUGAGCACAACUUCUAUUGGCUUGUUGGACCUGCGGCGGCGGCUGGCUAUCAUCCCGCAAGAUGCCGCACUGUUUCAGGGUACAGUGAGAGACAAUCUGGACCCCGGUCACAUUCACGACGACACCGAGUUGUGGAGUGUCCUCGACCACGCGCGUCUGCGGGACCACGUUGCGUCUAUGCCGGGCCAACUGGAGGCAGAGAUCCACGAAGGCGGCUCUAAUUUGAGCCAGGGGCAACGACAGCUUGUGUCGCUAGCCCGGGCGUUGCUGACACCGAGCAACAUUCUUGUCCUAGACGAGGCGACCGCUGCUGUUGAUGUGGAGACUGACGCCAUGCUGCAAACUACACUGCGAAGCAAUAUGUUCAAAGAUCGGACGAUCAUCACGAUCGCACAUCGCAUCAACACGAUUCUGGACAGCGACCGCAUAGUCGUCCUUGAUCAUGGUGAAGUCAAGGAGUUCGACACGCCUUCGGAGCUAGUCCGUCGUAAAGGCUUGUUCUACGAGCUGGUCAAGGAAGCCGGCCUCUUAGGUGCUGUAGACAGCUCUGCAUCAACAUAGAGAAUGUACAGCUUAUCGCAUGCAUCUACGUGAAGCGCACAUGCGAGAGGCGGCCCUAAAGUCGGACUUGACCGUUGGAGUCUCCACCGCUGGCGUCUUACUUUUAUGUACAUUGACAGGUUGAACACCUCGUGGAAGCGACGUGGACAGCACA
Baudoinia panamericana UAMH 10762 is the source of this 5024-nucleotide messenger RNA. RefSeq lists its product as uncharacterized. Gene Ontology annotation, cellular component: membrane. The record is from RefSeq and is a predicted model, not a curated record. NCBI's taxonomy places the organism in Eukaryota, Fungi, Ascomycota, Dothideomycetes, Mycosphaerellales, Teratosphaeriaceae. Gene Ontology annotation, biological process: transmembrane transport. Bases 206 to 4870 code for a protein of 1554 amino acids. The transcript is spliced from 8 exons. Gene Ontology annotation, molecular function: ABC-type transporter activity; ATP binding; ATP hydrolysis activity.